Molecule: messenger RNA, 1510 nt
Organism: Phlebotomus papatasi
Lineage: Eukaryota; Metazoa; Arthropoda; Insecta; Diptera; Psychodidae
Product: transmembrane protein 120 homolog
Exons: 7
Coding region: 173-1342 (389 amino acids)
Cellular component (GO): membrane
Source: RefSeq, a predicted model, not a curated record
GAAAUUGUAACAACUUCACGGUGGUGUGGUGUUUUCCGUGGAGGAUUUGCAGCCCGCGGGGAAAGAAAAAACCCUCGUUAUCAGUGGUUUUUAUCAGAAAUUGCACAUGUUAAAGUGAUUGAGCGUGACGGACGUCAAGUGGGACGACGAUCAGUGCAAAACUGGCUACUGUAUGAGCAUUCCAGUUAGUGAAAAUAGCAACAAACACGAGGCGUGUGAAAGCUCAAAGAUGGACAGCAUACGCAAGGAGUGGGAAGAAUUGGCCACGGAAUACAAAGAUCUAGAGACCGUCAAUCAGAACUACUUGGAACUCCUGGAGGGCCUCGAGGGCUUGCAGCAGAAAUGCCAGAAGGACAUCAAACACCAGCGUUACAGGAUGAACCAGAUCACUAUCAACAUGAAGAAGCUCUCAAAGCAAAAUCCAGUAGCACCAGAGUAUCAAGAGGUAUCGGCUGAGAUUGAGAAGGGGAUGAUGAAGAGAAAGGCUCAAUUGCAUGAAAUUGAACAGACUCUACCGAAGGAAAAUGGGUUGUAUUUGAAAAUCAUUUUGGGUAAUGUGAAUGUGUCGAUUCUCAAUAGAAACGACAAAGUACGAUAUAAGGAUGACUAUGAAAAAUUUAAAUUGAUUCUCAAUGUAAUUGGACUGUCUAUGGCUCUUCUCAAUCUUGUUGUGAACUACAGAGCCCUAGAAUUGGCCUUUAUGUUUCUUUUGGUUUGGUAUUAUUGCACUCUGACGAUCCGGGAGUCUAUUCUUAAGGUCAAUGGCUCAAGGAUUAAAGGAUGGUGGAGGACACAUCAUUUUAUAUCAACUGUUUCUGCGGGUGUUUUGCUGGUAUGGCCACAAGGAGAACCCUGGCAACUUUUCCGUAGUCAAUUCAUGUACUUCAACGCCUACAUAAGUAUGGUUCAAUACUUACAAUUUCGAUAUCAAAAGGGUGUUCUCUAUAGGCUCAAAGCCCUCGGAGAAAGGCACAAUAUGGACAUUACAAUUGAGGGUUUCCACACGUGGAUGUGGAAGGGAAUUGGUUUUCUCUUACCUUUCCUCUUCAUCGGCUACAUUUUCCAAGCUUACAAUGCUUGGGUCCUCUACAAACUCUCCCUCCAUCCCGACGCCACAUGGCAGAUUCCCAUGAUGAGUUUCUUGUUUUUGAUUCUCUUCAUUGGCAACACUACAACUACGAUGCUCGUGGUGCCGCAGAAGAUGAGGGAACGUGCCAAGGAACGAUACAGGCUCAAGAGCUUAUCCUGGGCACUCAAGAUUAGAGAUCAAAUAAAGGGUGACAAGAGGAAAGCGUCGCAAAAGUCAUCACCAGGUGAUUCCAGUGAGAAGAAGAGUGAUUAGGCUAAAUUUCAAAUGGGGACAGGGAAUUGCAGAAAAUCAUGAGAAAGUGCAUUGGUGGUAAAGUAAAACAAUAUUUUCUUCAAGUUUUUUUUGUUUUGUUUGUAUUUGAAAUGGAAAAAGGAGAUAUAAAAAAAAACAAGAAGAAUACAUAACUUUUCAAAGUACAAA